This is a messenger RNA of Anolis carolinensis (green anole), 3571 nucleotides long. RefSeq names its product solute carrier family 2, facilitated glucose transporter member 5. The transcript has 14 exons. The record is from RefSeq and is a predicted model, not a curated record. Gene Ontology annotation, cellular component: plasma membrane. Gene Ontology annotation, molecular function: hexose transmembrane transporter activity. Lineage: Eukaryota; Metazoa; Chordata; Lepidosauria; Squamata; Anolidae. The coding region runs from base 377 to 2119 and encodes 580 amino acids. Gene Ontology annotation, biological process: monosaccharide transmembrane transport.
UCAAGUGAGCAGAGCGAAUCACAUUAACUAUCAUGUGAUUGUGUGCUGCCUCUAAAGGCUUAACUAAGGAGAACUUUACUUCCGCCUCCUGCAUCUCUGCUCCUCACACUCUCCCUUUGGCUUGGACCCAGUUCCAGUGGAUUUUUCUACUCACAAAGUUGGGAGGGGGGCUGCCUUUUUCCUGGCUUCGAACUCCCUGGCGUACAAGACUUCGUUGUAGCGACAAGUAUUCCUUCAUUUUUCCUUUCUCUCAAGCUUUUCUUCUCUCCUGGACAGACUUGUCUAUCAUGGAUCACUGAAAUGAGCAAGCCAAGGUAUUUUGUUUCUUUUUGCAAAACCUGUGUGGAUAUAAGGCAGACAGAGAUACCUUGCCCAAAUGGAACACAACCCCCCUUUUGUCUACAGGAAGAUUACUGGGCACCUCACUUUUCCUCUAAUUGCUGUCACACUCCUGUCAUCAUUUGGAUCUUCAAUGCUCUAUGGCUACAAUCUUGCCGUAGUGAACUCUCCAACAGUGCACAUCAAAGCCUUCUAUAAUGCAACAUGGCGCAGCCGAUAUGGGGAAGACCUCUCUCAAAGGUCACUCAUGCUCAUGUACUCACUGACGGUCUCAAUCUUUGCCCUGGGAGGCCUGGUGGGGUCCUUUCCUGUGGGAAUUCUGGUCACCAUAUUUGGAAGGAAUGGCACCUUGGUGCGUAGCAAUCUCCUUGUCCUCCUGGCUGGCACAUUAAUGGGAUUCAGUCGCUACAUGGAAUCACCUGAAAUGGUCAUUUUUGGACGGUUCAUUAUCGGUAUUCACUCUGGUAUCUGUCUCAGUGUGGUGCCCAUGUAUCUGGGAGAAAUUGCCCCCAAGAACCUCCGUGGGUUCCUGGGCCUUGUACCAAGCAUCUUCAUUUGCCUGGGUGUUUUCUCUGCCCAGGUCCUUGGCCUUCCAGAGCUUCUUGGGGAGGAUGCCUACUGGCCUCUCAUCCUCUCUGUGGUUGUUAUACCUUCCUUAGUCCAGUUUACACUGCUCAACUGGUUUCCAGAAAGCCCCCGUUACCUGCUCAUUGAGAAGAACAAUGUUGAGGAAGCUACAGUUGCAUUGCGAUGGUUCCUUGGCAAGUACGAUGUGCAGGAUGUGAUUGAAGAGAUGGAGGAGGAGAAGCGUUCCCUUGCCUCUGUGGAGACUUUGUCCGUGUGGCAAUUACUGCGAGAUCGCUCUGUGCGAUGGCAAGUGCUCUCUGUUGUGGUGAUCAACAUGGGCAUGCAGCUUUCGGGAAUAGAUGCGAUCUGGUUUUACACCAAUGCCAUUUUUGAGAAUGCUGGCAUUCCGGACCCAGAAAUCCCCUACACGACAGUGGGCACUGGUGCAAUCGAAGUCAUUGCUGGUUUGAUAGGUUGCUUCACGAUUGAGAAGCUGGGGCGUCGCCCACUUGUCAUAACUGGUUUCUGUUUCAUGGGCAUAUGCUGUGCCGGCAUCACUGUGUCUCUGUUGCUGCAGGCAGCUGUCUCCUGGAUGCGUUAUGUCAGUGUGGCCUGUGUCAUUGGAAUCAUUGCGGGAUUCUGCAUAGGUCCGGCUGGUGUCCCCUUUUUGAUGACAGCUGAACUCUUCAAGCAGUCCCACCGGCCAUCGGCCUACAUUGUUGGGGGCUCCCUCAACUGGCUCUCAAACUUCACUGUUGGAUUUGUGUUUCCUUUCCUGCAGAUGUCAGCGGGUGCCUACUGCUACUUGGUUUUCUGUGGCAUCUGCCUUGUGGUUGCAUUGUAUGUCUAUUUCAUCAUCCCUGAGACUAAAAACAAGACCUUUAUGGAAAUCAGCCACAUGUUUGCCUCUCGCCACAGCUUCUUCUCUCGCUUGCCCAAUGCUGUCAAGAUGGUCAAGUUCAAUGGCUACGGAGCCCUGGAGAACAGUUCCUUGGAAUAUUCUGGAAAGCAAAGACCCUUUGCAGUUGCAGACUUCCUUGAUAGACUGGCCGUACCCUGUGGGGUGGCAUCACUCCAAGAUGAUGGGUGGGGCAACCGAGGAGCAACCCACCCCUUCAAAUUUCUCCGCUCACCAUCAAGCCAAGCGGCUGACUUCUCUUGCGGAGAAACAGCACUGGCCAACAGAAUUCCAGCAGCCGGAGGGUUCGGUUGAAAAUCCAACGACAAUAAAUCUUUAUUUACAUAAUUAUAUACAAAUAGAGCAAAUCAGUCCUUUCUCCAUGAGUGCUCUCGCGGAAGCAACUCACACACACAGGAAACUCCUCUGCAUUCCACAGUCCAAGAAGGAUGUCCCGGUCAAAACAAACUUGACCCCAUUGGUCCUGUGAUACGUCAGUCAUAGCAGGUUCUCAUUAACUCCAUAACUACUGGAAUGCCUUGCCGAAAACUAACACAGAAGGCAUUUCUAACAACCCAGAUUGAUUUUAACAUUUCACAAUACACAAUACCCUGACAUCCCUGACCAAUCAUUUUGCAUGUUCAUGCAAGAGGAGGGGUUUGGACGUCCUCUCUGAAAAGCGCCUGAUGCAAGCCACAAGGCUCGUUCUGGGCUUGCGAGUUGGAGGGAGAGGGUGGCUGGCUGCCGGUUGGUCUUUUCUUUUGCUGCCUGACUCACUCUGCCUGGCCUGGCCUGUUGUUGUGGGUCAGUCAUUGAAAGAAGAACUCUACUCUUAACCAAGAAGAAAAGGCAUUUUUGAGGUGGGCUGGGAAAGGGGGGAGUUGUUUUUUCUUUUAAAAUACUAAAAUAAAGUAGUAAAAGAAGUAACGUUUAUUUUUUGAGAAAAAGCGGGGGAUGGGAGGGGAAAGUGCUUAUUUUUAAAAUCUGACUCAUUUUAAAAUCAAGGAGCUAGAAGAAGCGUUUAUUUUGGGAGAUAAAGGUGGGAGUUGGUGGUAGGGGAAAAGGGCUUAUUUUAAAGAUCUGACACAUUUUAUUUUAAAAUCAAGGAGCUAGAAGAAGCGUUUGUUUUUUUUAUUAAAAAGUGGGGGUUGGUGGCAUUUUGGGUAGGGGAAAGGGUUUAUUUUAUGUUUGUUUGUUUGUUUGAUUGGCCUCCUCGAAGCACUGUGUCCCACCAUUUCCACAAACCCUCUCUGCUGAAGUCUGGGGACCCCAGCCACGUUACACACAUAGCUGAAUCCUUCUUUGGGUUCAAGCCCUCUGGGUUCAAGUCACAAACUCUUGGGCCCAAAAAGCCCUGUGAAACAGGAAAAAACACUUUCAAACCAGGAACAGAUUUCCUUAUUCUGAGGCAAAUGGGCAUCUGUCAGGAGUGGUUUAAUAGUAUGCUAUGAUUUCUGUUCCUGAUUGAUAACUGUUACUUCCUAAUUGGUUCUGCCACAAAAACAUGGCAAAACUUUAUUACACUGCCUGAACUUUGUCUUUGCACAAGGGACAUCGUGCUGAUUGAUAGCACAUUAGGGUUUGCUGGGUGUCCACCAAUUUAACAGAGUUUCAGCCACAAAAAACAAAGUUUCAGAAGUAGAACAACAACUUUCAAAGUAAAGACAACCCAAUGAAUCAGGAAAUAAGACUUUCAAACCACGAACAGAUUUAUGCAAUUAUUUAAAAAAUGGUUUUUUAUAUAAACCAUGAAAAUUCACCAAAACC